Messenger RNA from Saccostrea cuccullata (small rock oyster), 1770 nucleotides. RefSeq lists its product as uncharacterized. Bases 292 to 1515 code for a protein of 407 amino acids. The record is from RefSeq and is a predicted model, not a curated record. NCBI's taxonomy places the organism in Eukaryota, Metazoa, Mollusca, Bivalvia, Ostreida, Ostreidae. The transcript is spliced from 2 exons.
UAUAACUGUCGAAACCACUAGAGUGUAACAAGAACCUUAUUAGAGAAGAAUACAACCAAAAGAUAACACGUUUAAGCAGAGGGCUUUUUUGCGAUACGUCUUCCGUAGUCGCUGCCUCGUCAAAGAGAAGGGUGAGGAGAAAAGAGACAUCGAAACAGGAGUCCAGGAACUGGUGGAGGAAAUAUUACAUGUUGUAGGUGAAAAAAGUCCAGAAUUCCAAUUCUCCAAAAUAUUACCUGUCGGCAGUUUCUUCGAAGGCACAAAAUCAGUUCUGUCAAUGAAUUCGACUUUAUGGUGGUUUUGAAAACACUUUCAACACCAGAUUCAAUAAUUCUUCAAAGCGGAUGCAAUCGGUGGUACUGGAAAAUUCAACUCAAGUCCCAAAGAGCCAUUGAUAUUUUACAACCUUAUUUGCUCCACUGUCACUCCACAAGUCAUAUGUUCGAGAAUUAUUUUGGAAACCGACAAUCAUUUCUUUUGAAUUUCUGGAAAAAAAUUACCAUACAUUCGGAGGCAAGAAAAUUGGGUGUAGAAAAACAUUCAGGAAAGAUAUUCACCACGCAACCUGUCGAUUUAAAACAAAAAUUAUAUUUCAAUUAUGAGAAAAAGUUUCAUAUUCCGGAAUCAGACUAUAAAGUAAAAAAUCCUCUUGUCCCCAUAGAAAAUACGACUAUUGGCGUUGAUUUAAUGUUGGCAAUUGAACAUCCGAAUCUAGAAAUGGUUACCUCUUUUUCAGACUUUCCACCUGAAUUUAAGGAAUUACUUUUCAAACAUGGAUGUCACAUUGUAACCAAAUCGUGUCACGUUGAUCAUUUCCCGAAACCACCAUGUUUGUUUAUAUCGUUCGCGGCAAUGGAACUUGAACUAAUGAAGAACAUGGACGAACAUCAUAAAGAGUCUUAUAAAAUUCUAAAAUCUCUUCUGAUAGGAGAAAACGAUUUAACAGGAAAGUGUAUGAAUGUCUCUUCGUACGUGUUAAAAUCAGCUUUCCUAUUUCAUGUGUACGGGGGAAAUAAAUGUGUAAAUCGUAAACUAUACGCCCCAUGUAUACAUGAUAUUUUAGACUACUUGGCCAAUUCACUCUUUGACAUCAAAAUGCCGACAUUUUUUGCCAGAAGCAUAAACACCUGGGGUUACAUCUUAGAAGUUCCGUGUUUUGCUUGGCCAGAAUUUGAAACGAAAGGUUCAUCACACGAAGAACUGACAUUUGCAUUUUGUUGGAUAAAAUUAUGGUAUAGAAUUAUAAAAUAUUUGAAAACAACCAUUAUCGAAGCAUCUGAAUUAAAUCAGGAUGAAUGGAUGCAAGUUAUAGAUAGGUGUGAGUACAUGAAAAGAACAACAUACUAUGUAAUUGAGAGAUAUAGAUCGAGUUCUCUCCCAGAAGUCUUCCAGGGACAUCUUUCCAAUGAAGAUUUAGCUGGGAAAACUCUAGCUCUUUGCUCUGAUGAAUUAUUUAUUGAAUACGUUCAACAAAUGGAAAAAUAUCACAAUAUCAAACUUGGAUAUAUACUCUAAACAGUACUUUCAGUAUCAGAGAUUAAGUUGCCAAAUUAUCUUGAUUUUUAUAUUGCCAUAAUGUUUCAUGAACCUUUGUUUUCCAAUAUUGUACAUGAAAAUCUUGGCUUUAUUCUUUCAAAUUAUGGCCAGAGUUUAAAAUUCUAGUAUUUCUAAGUUUAUAUGAUUAAAUAUGUACAUUCGUAAUAUGCCUAUACUGUUCAUGCAUAUAAUGAAGUUGAUUUUUUCCUUCUUCGGUAAAAUUGUAAUUGGGAA